AUGGACUGCUCCGAUGUCAUUGCCGCGAGCUAUUGCAAUCAGAACAACGAAUGCGAGUGCAGAGAGGAGUUCGUCCAAUUCAAUAGCACACAGUGUCUCAAUGCAAAGUUGCUGGGCAGCCAGUGCCUGUUGGAGGAGCAGUGCACGAAGAAGGUGGCCAACAGUCGCUGUCUCGACGGAAUUUGUCUGUGUUCCGAGGGAUUCCUCCAAUUCAGGCGACACACUUGCUUAUCACCGGCGCCGCCUGGAACAGUGUGUUACAGCGACGAGCAUUGCCGAAUGUGGGACAAGAGGAGCUCCUGUGACUUUCUCAUUCCGAAUCUCUUCGGACGAUGUCAGUGCCAAGCUCCGGCAAGAUUAGAGGGAAGCGCUUGCGUUGCUCCCUUUGAUGAGAUGACUUCUCAAGACACAGAUGAAGAGUCUCUUGAAGAUGCAGCACAAAAACUUCCCGAGUCAUCUCAGCUGAAGCAAGAAGAAUCUCAAGAAUCCUCAGAUGCUACAUCUGAAGAGAAAGUCCUGAGUGAUGAGGCUAAGGAAUCGUAUUCUGAUGAGACUGAUGAACAACCAAAUGCUUCCAAGGGAGUUUACGAGGCGAGACAAGACACUUCGGCGUCCAGUGAGGAUCUUCAGCAACUGCUGAAGGUCCACAGCGUUCGAGGACGAGUGGAUUUGGGACAUGGUCCAGUAUCCCUGGGACUUCCCUGCUCAGAUGAUCAGCAGUGUCAACUGGCGGAUCCCUUCAGUCACUGCAAUCAGGCUGGAAGAUGCGAUUGCGCCAAGAUUGAGGGACUGCCAGAGCAAUGUAAUUCAAACUACACAGGAUGCACACCUGGCACAUUUCAGUGCCGCUCGAGUGGGGUCUGCAUCUCAUGGUACUUCGUGUGUGACGGCCGGCCGGACUGUGGAGAUGCCUCGGACGAGGAAUGCAACGCCACGGAGGCAUCGCAGUGUCCACCGCAGACCUUCCACUGCCACAGCAACAGUCGCUGCAUUUCCCGCGGCGCCCGCUGCGACGGCCGGCGGCAGUGUCCGGGCGGCGAGGACGAGGCGGACUGCAGCUCCAUCGCCACCGGCCAGUGUCCGCCGAACACCUUCAAGUGUCGCAGCGGCGAGUGCCUGCCGGAGUAUGAGUACUGCAAUUCCAUCGUGUCCUGUCGCGACGGCAGUGAUGAGCCGGCGUACCUCUGCGGCUCCCGGGAAAUGCCGGCCAUCUUCUUCCGGCUCCUCAGCAGCUUCGAGAACGUCUAUUGCCCGCUAAGAUGCCGCAACGGACGCUGUCGCUCAACGGCAAUCGCCUGCUCUGGCCGAAACGGAUGCGGCGAUGCCACAGACGAAGACUCCUGCUCGGUCUGUCGCUGUCCGAACCCCAACGUUGUCUGA
Messenger RNA from Phlebotomus argentipes, 1380 nucleotides. It is a transcript of the gene ImpE1, whose product is annotated as sortilin-related receptor. NCBI's taxonomy places the organism in Eukaryota, Metazoa, Arthropoda, Insecta, Diptera, Psychodidae. The record is from RefSeq and is a predicted model, not a curated record. Gene Ontology annotation, molecular function: protein binding. The transcript has 5 exons. Bases 1 to 1380 code for a protein of 459 amino acids.